Messenger RNA from Clupea harengus (Atlantic herring), 2342 nucleotides. RefSeq names its product calreticulin. Gene Ontology annotation, biological process: ERAD pathway; protein folding. Gene Ontology annotation, molecular function: calcium ion binding. Gene Ontology annotation, cellular component: endoplasmic reticulum; endoplasmic reticulum membrane. The record is from RefSeq and is a predicted model, not a curated record. NCBI's taxonomy places the organism in Eukaryota, Metazoa, Chordata, Actinopteri, Clupeiformes, Clupeidae.
UAUGUUAGGUUCGUAUUUGCCUUUGAUAUUUUAGUACGAUUUUUUAUUUUUUAUCUAAAUUCGUACAAACUUGAGAGAAUGACAAAACACUAGCCUAAGUUUUGUUGACAGGUAAAUUGCAAUGAAUGAGAUGAUUUUGAAAAAGACGCGCUGACAUAUCCUCUGACAACCCGUGGUCUCGUGUCAUUGGUUAAGCAUCAGACCAAUCGAUCUCAGCCAUCUGUGCAGGAACCGGACUAAGCAACAUUUUCCAAAUAUCCUCGCCAUCUCAGUGUUUAUUUAUAUUUUCUAUCAGAAUAGUGCAAAUAAAAUCACCCGGACGUCGGAGAGCUGCAAGCAUGCGACCUACUUUGGCAAUAUUUGCAUUACUUGGAUUAUUAGCUACCACAGAUGCUACUGUGUUCUUUAAAGAGCAAUUUCUGGAUGGAGAUGGAUGGAAGACUCGUUGGGCAGUAUCUAAACACAAGUCUGACUAUGGCCAGUGGAAACUAACUGCAGGGAAGUUUUAUGGAGAUCCUGAAAAAGACAAAGGCCUUCAAACUAGUCAGGAUGCUCACUUUUAUUCCAUCUCAAGCCGUUUUGAACCUUUCAGCAAUGAGGGUAAAGAUCUUGUAGUGCAGUUUACGGUUAAACACGAACAACAAAUAGAUUGUGGUGGUGGAUACGUGAAGCUCUUCCCAGCUGACUUGAACCAAGCAGAUAUGCACGGAGAUUCCAAAUACUACAUUAUGUUUGGCCCUGAUAUCUGUGGCUACGGCACCAAAAAAGUGCAUGUCAUUUUCAACUACAAGGGACAGAACCGACUCAUAAAGAAAGAAGUCAAAGCACGGGAUGAUGAACACACCCACCUCUAUACUCUGAUUGUGAGACCUGACCAGACUUAUGAAGUCAAAGUUAACAAUGAGAAGCUGGAGUGGGGCAGCCUUGAGGUCGACUGGGAUUUUCUGCCACCCAAAACGAUCAAGGACCCAGACGCCAAGAAACCUGAGGAUUGGGAUGAUCGUGUCACAAUAGAUGACCCCGAGGACGCAAAACCAGAGGACUGGGACAAGUCUGAAAAUAUUCCUGAUCCUGAUGCCAAGAAGCCAGAAGACUGGGAUGAGGAAAUGGAUGGGGAGUGGGAGCCACCCAUGAUCCCUAACCCAGAGUACAAGGGAGAAUGGAAGCCAAAGGAGAUUGAUAAUCCCAACUACAAGGGCAACUGGGUGCAUCCUGAAAUUGACAACCCUGACUACACGCCUGAUAGCACCAUUUACAAAUUUGACAACAUUGGAGUGAUUGGACUUGAUUUGUGGCAGGUUAAAUCUGGGACCAUUUUUGACAAUUUCAUCAUUACUGAUGAUGUAAAGGCAGCAGAUGAUUUUGCAAAAGAGACCUGGGGAGUCACAAAGGGGUCUGAAAAGAAAAUGAGGGAGCAGCAGCUGGAAGAGGAGAGGAAACAGAGGGAGGAAAAGAGCAACACGGAUAACAUUAAAGAAGAGGAUAAGGAUGCUGGUAGAGAUCACGAUGGCGGUGAUGAAGACGAUGAAGGCCUUGAUGAAGAGGGUGAAGAGGAGGAGGAGGAAGAGGAGAAUGAGCUCGAGCUUGAUGAGGAGACCGCAGAUGAGACCAGUCCACUCGAGGAGGUAGACGAGGAUGUCCCUACUAAAGAUGAACUCUAAAAAAUGUUCACCCUCUGUCUUCUCUCCCGCGGGCUAGCCACUGGGGGAAAAGCCACAGCACCCUUUUCUGUUUUUCAGCCUUUGGGAAUAAGAGGGUAGAGCAGGCAAUAUUUGCCUUACUAAAGGUUUCGUGUUUUGGGUUCCUUUUGUCCUGAUUUUGUCCGUUUACUUGAAAUGCCAUUUGUUCUGUGUUUGUGAUAUGUUUAGUGCUGCUCUUACACCCUUUGAGUUGAAAAAGUGUUGGGUUCAAUUGAAGUUUUGAUUUGCACUUUUAAGUUAUUUAUUUAAGAUUGAUUUAGUGUUAACGUCGUUUAUCUAUAGACUUUUUAAUACUGCUGUAAUAUGUAAUGAUCUCCCUGUCUCUCAGAACAGAAGCUUCUCUAGCGUAUUGGUGUCAGUCAGUAUUUGCUAUGAGGACUAAUAGUAACCUAGUUUACAUAAAAAACGAAACUCGGAUCGAAGUAAGAAUUCAAAUCAAAUCGGUACUUGCAUGGCUGCUCAUGUUGGUGUUUUGUUUCAGUCCAUGCUCAUGUGAACAUUUUGGGCAUUUUGAUUCGUCUCCCACUAAUUUUGAAGUUUUCUUAAAUUUCAUUCCGGAACAUUGCAUUGUGAAAAUUGCAUCGCACACUGUGUUUUUAUUCUGAGAAAAUAAAGAUACAUGGCCUAUUCUACAAUUUUAAA